AUGGAUUCCAAGCUCGAAUCCAAAGAGUAUGCAACCAGCAUCCACAGUGUCGCUUCCACCACCACCACACUACUGGACACUUCAAAGGCCAACUUCCUCGAAGGCAGGCGAUUCCAUAUCGAAGCAAAGGGUAUCCGUGCAAUUCGCCCACCCAUGCCCAUGAGACAGAAUGAAAUCCCUAUUUACACCGCCGACGGUACCUUAGCAUAUACAGCCACCAAAGACAAGGCCUUAUCGAGUCACACCAUUCUUGCAUCACCUAAGCACGGAGAUCUCUUCUCCAUUGACUUUAGGCCAGGUUGCUCUCCCUGGAUCCGCAUUUUACCCUCCGUAGAGGGGGGCGUCAUUCUGCCAAUUGCUGUGCAGGGAAAAUUGACCACCCGGGCCAUGUCAUUUACGCCUCCAGAAGGGGGAUGUAAAUGGGAAUGGAAGUACUCGACCAUCGCCUCUCCAGAUGGAGGUAAGCUCAAGGCCUUGUGUUUGGAGAAGAUUGAUGGGACGGAAUGUGCAAAAUUUACGCGAAUCGCCUAUCUACUCCGGAGCCCAGAUACACGUGCAACAGGUUCAUCUUGUUGUUCUGCUGGAAAUGGUGGUCAACUGGUUAUUAGUCCUGAUGUCGACUUGAGCAUGGUCGAGGAGGCUCUAGUUAUCGCCACUUGUUUGGUCAUGUUGCGUAGGGAAAGAGAUCGUCGCAGAUUCAUUCAGGCUAUGGUUAUUGGGGGUAUGGGCAGUUGA
Messenger RNA from Aspergillus caelatus, 735 nucleotides. RefSeq lists its product as uncharacterized. NCBI's taxonomy places the organism in Eukaryota, Fungi, Ascomycota, Eurotiomycetes, Eurotiales, Aspergillaceae. The record is from RefSeq and is a predicted model, not a curated record. The transcript has a single exon. Bases 1 to 735 code for a protein of 244 amino acids.